AUGCAGCCCUUCAGCUUGGAGGCGGCCAGGAAAGCAGCCCAGAGGGAUGUGCUGGCAGCAGAUCUCCAGUGCAGCUUCUUUGCUUCUGCCCUGCAGAGCUACAAGCGGGACUCUGUGCUGAGGCCAUUUCCAGCCUCCUAUGUUAGCCAGGACAACAAGGACUUUGAGGCCCUGCUUGAAGAUACCAGUAUGCUACCAAACCUGAAGGAACUUCUCCAGUCUGCAGAUGACAGAGAUAAAAGGGCAUGGAGUCUGGUGAGCUGGAUUUUGUCAUCAAAGAUUCUUACACUUCAUAGCAUAGGGAAAACAGAGUAUGUGAAGAUCCAAGAACUGAUGGGAAUUUCAGGCACUAGUGUCCCUGCACCUGACUUUCUGUUUGAAAUAGUGUAUUCUGGAUCAGUGGAUGCCAAAUUUUAUGAGACCAAAGGAGAAAGGGAUCUUAUCUAUGCAUUCCAUGGGAGCCGCCUGGAAAAUUUUCAUUCCAUCCUACAUAAUGGUUUACAUUGCCACUUAAACAAGACAUCCUUGUUUGGUGAAGGGACCUACCUUACCAGUGACUUAAGCCUGGCUCUUCUUUACAGUCCUCACGGUAUGGGGUGGCAGCACAGCCUCUUGGGUCCUAUCCUAAGUUGUGUGGCAUUGUGUGAGAUCAUCGACCAUCCAGAUGUCAAGUGCCAAACCAAGAAAAAAGAUUCAGAAGAAAUAGAUAGAAAAAGAGCAAGAGCCAAACAUAGCGAAGGGGGUGACGUCCCUCCCAAAUACUUUGUGGUUACCAACAACCAACUUUUACGAGUAAAAUAUCUGUUAGUUUAUUCCCAGAAACAACAUAAGAGGGUCUCAAACCAGCCUUCUUGGAUUUCUAAUCAUCGCUUCACCCUCAUGAUGCUCCUGUAUCUGCUGUUAUUGAUUGUUAUAGGUUUCAGCAACUCUCCCUCUUUCUUGCACUACUGGAAUCGAGCAUUGGAGUCAAAAAGAUAAACUUACCUAACUCAGCAGGAUAGCCUCUGCUGUAUGCCUUAGCACCUCCUGAUCUAUUAGUUCCUGCACCUCCAACUAGAACUCUGGUCUAGAGGCUAAGGAGGGGCAGUUAUCAGAACACUGUAAUGAUACCAGAAAUCUUGACUGCCUUCGGAUGCUCCUAGAGAACUUUUGUGCUUCCUAACUGGUCACAUUUUGGAGGAUAGUGUCAGUUGGUCACACUCGCCCAAGAUUUCAGGAUCACUUUGCUGUCCUCUCUGUCCUUAGCAGUUCUGGGAAGCUGACUUUUUAGCAAGGGCCAAAGGAAGAAGCCUGCCGUAUUGAAAAACAAGGUGUCCAGGCACUCGGCAAUAUGUUUACAAUUGCCUCUGGCAGAAAUCCUCCCUUUCUAAUGCCUUUGGAAGGUGGAAAAAUAUGUUGUGUGAGGUAUAAAUCAUCAAGCAGUUGGCUUGUUUUGACUCAAAAUGUUGCAGAGGAACAAUGAUGUUUCUCACGAAAUGGGAGAAAUUGUUUUUGAUUUAUAAUUUUUGGCUGUAGACUUAUGAAUGUGACAACAAAACCUUUAAUAGUUUUAACCAUUUUCUUGAGUAUCUAGAAACGGCUUUUGCAGCAAUGGUGCACUCAUUCAUUCGUUUAUAAAAUUAUAGGAUUCAUAGCUGGAAGGAUUUGAGAAUCCAGCUCUUUCCGUUUAAUAGAGAAGGAAACUAAAGUUCAAGGUUAUCAUAACUUGUUUGUGAUCUAGUAAGUGUAAGAGCUAGGAUUUGAACCCACGUCCUCUGACUUUGGACCCAGUGUUCCUUCCACCACACCCCUCUGCCCUUACAGAAUGCUUUCAUUCAUGUAUUCAUUCUGCACAUUUCUGAAGCACCUAUUCUGUAGAAGAUACGAAUGGAUGAGAAAGGAAGGUUUGAUGAUACAUUAUUGGAGCCUCAUAAGGGAAGAUUGCCUACUAGCCAUCUGAAUAUUUCUUUUAAAUCAAAGGAACUGAAUGCUUUAAAAAAAUAAUGACUUGACAAUUGGGCAACAUCUUUGUGAAUGUUUCUACAGAGUGAUUCAUUUGGCCAGUGUCCACACAGCCUUUUGACUUUUUAAGAAAAGAAACCAAGCUGUGGGCUUGCCCGUCUCACGAGAUGGAUUUGACAUGCCACAGAAAAGCCCCAUGGAAUUUGAACAAACGUCCUAAAUGACAGCCUUUCACGAUAAGUGCAAAUCUAUCACGCAUCCAUGGGUAGUCUUUAUUUGGAGGAGCAUUUAUUGUUGGCAUGCUCCCUCUCCAUACCUGUAUAUGUUAUUUUAUGUGGAGAAGAAUCCCUUGGAUGCCAGGAUAGCAGUCUUAUUUGUUGGCUGUAUGUAUUAUUACUACCUUCUUUCUAUUAGGUAUCUAGUUUGAUUUAAAUAAAACAUAGCCCUAUUUUUUCC
Molecule: messenger RNA, 2397 nt
Organism: Gracilinanus agilis (Agile Gracile Mouse Opossum)
Lineage: Eukaryota; Metazoa; Chordata; Mammalia; Didelphimorphia; Didelphidae
Gene: PARP16
Product: poly(ADP-ribose) polymerase family member 16
Exons: 6
Coding region: 1-978 (325 amino acids)
Biological process (GO): endoplasmic reticulum unfolded protein response
Cellular component (GO): endoplasmic reticulum tubular network; nuclear envelope; membrane
Molecular function (GO): kinase binding; NAD+ poly-ADP-ribosyltransferase activity; protein serine/threonine kinase activator activity
Source: RefSeq, a predicted model, not a curated record